AAACAGGGGCAGCGACCUGCACCCCUAGAGACCGGGGCCCCAGGGCUUCUGGAGGACGAGGCUUCCAAUGCCAAAUAUUGGGGGGCUCAGGAUAGUGGGAAGUAACUCCAGAUAUCGGGGUGCAGCAGAGAGAGGGUCCACAGGUAUGGGGGUGGGCUGCACAGAGUAUUGGGGUGCCAGCUGAUCUCGGGCCCCGUCCUCUUCUCAGGCCAUGAUGCCGCCGAUCUCUGUCCAUGCGCCGCACACGGCUCCCUCCUCAGCCGCCUCUCCCUCCGGCCUCUCACCCCCGUGCGUCCCCGGCUCUCGCCUGCAGGAAAGGCCGCGCACCGAGCACGCCGCGGGGAUCAAGGCCGCAAACACAGCCGGGCGGGAGUCAAAAGUCCUAGACCGGAGGAGAGUGCAAGGUUUCCCGGCAAGAUCGCAGCACUGCGGCCUCCGGCUGCUCGGCUCCUCCUCCCCUCCACAACACGGAGCGGAAAUGGCGCAAACUCAUCCACUUCCUCCAGUCACAACUGUAACAUGGGCAGGGGGCGGAGAGGACACCCCCCGCGAUGAGGAGGACAACACACGGCCUGGCACACAGCAGAAAAUGGCGCUGAUGUGGCUCCAGGUUGGACAAUGCGGCAACCAGAUCGGACAGGAAUGGUGGCAGCUCCUCAGCAGCAAUGUCGCCGACGCUGACCGGUAUCCAUAUUUCUCCCGCGAUGGACUCAUUAAUGCUAUCUGUGUGGACACAGAACCCAAGGUGAUCCGGAAACUGCGCCAGCAAGUGAAGAAAGGAUACUUCAGGGAGGCCAAUAUCAUUGUGGGACAGCGAGGAAGAGGAAACAACUGGGCGUAUGGAUAUCGAGGGAUAUUGACCAGUGGAGAGCAGAGUCUGCUGGGCCGGACCAUGGAGGCUUUCCGGAAGGAGGUGGAGCGGCGGGACUGUUACAGCGGCACGGUGAUCCUGCACAGCCUGUGUGGUGGCACCGGCUCCGGUAUGGGCUCCCGGUUGUGUGAGGAGAUCAGAGAAGAGUAUCCCGCUGGGUAUAUACUGUCUGUGACUGCAGCCCCCCAUCAGACGGGUGACUCCCCGCUCCAGCAUUAUAACUCGCUGCUCUGCCUGGCCUGGAUGCAAAGGUUCUGUGAUGGGGUCCUUCUCUUCCAGAAUGAUGAGGUGAUGAAGAGAGCGGCCUCUUUAGUGGAGAAGAAGACAUUCACUACAUCGGGGCUUCAGCCUUCGGUCUCCCUCACCUCCAUGAACGCACACAUUGCUUCCUGUCUGGCGGGGCUCCUCUGUCCUGUGUAUUCACUGAAGACCAGGAGUUCGGUGAGUGUCGGCCUGGAGCCCUGGGAGCUGAUCCGCUGCCUGUGUCCAAUGUCCUCCAUGAAGUUCCUCCACACGUCUCAGGUCUGCAGGAGGGGAACGGCCUCGUGGGACAAAGUGACCAGUGCCGUGGUGCAGACCAUCCCCCGAGCCGAUCCGAACGGCCAUCUUCAUCACAGCCUGUCCGCCCUGGCGGUGGCUCGUAACUCUCAGGACUACUCCUUCCUGCUGUCCCGGGACUCGGUGCUGACGAAGCUGCGGCAGGCGUACCGCUGCGUGUCCUGGAACCCCUCCGCCAUCCACUGCUGGACAGACCCCGAGAAUAUUCUGGACCCCUCGUGUUACAGCCAUUCCCUGACCGUCUGCGCCAAUCACUCCAGCGCAGCGGACCUGAUGAGCAGCGUCGUGUCCAAGGCUCGGACCAUGUACGACGCGGGCGCCUAUCUGCACUGGUACCGGCGCUACGGCUGCGAGGACGACCAUUUCCAGAUGUCCUUUGAUAUCCUGAACUCAGUGGUGGAUGAAUACAGGGGUCUGGGGGUCCCAUGAUCAGCGGGAACCCGCAGAUAAUUAGUGAGACGGAGCAGCCAUGACUAUGACACGUAUGUGACCUCAUCACACGCCUGACGCCGGAUGUCAGCGCGCCAGUAAAUAGGAGUCUCCCUCCAUUUCUUAGUUAUAUCCGUUACUGGGAAAGCUGGGUGACAUCCAGUAUGGCCGGCCAUAGACUGGAGCUCGUGAUCGGCGGGGGUCCCAGUGGACUUUAACCCCUUAAAGACCUCCUCACUCCGUUCACAUAGCCACAUGAGGGCUUCUGUUUUUAAGGGAUAAGUUGUAUUUUUGUAUGGCAACAUUUAAUUUACCAUGUUUGGUAUCGGAAAACGGGAAAAAAUGUUGUGGGGAGAAAUUGAAAAAAAAAAAAAAAAAACACAAUUCCAACAAGGUUUUUUGGAUAUUGAUAUUACAGCGACAUGACGUCCUUAUUCUUUGGGUCAGUACGAUUAUGGCAAUACCAGAUUUUAGCUUUUUUUUACUACUUUUAGAAAAAUAAAAACUUUG
Messenger RNA from Bufo bufo (common toad), 2368 nucleotides. Its product is annotated as tubulin delta chain-like. The record is from RefSeq and is a predicted model, not a curated record. The coding region runs from base 212 to 1858 and encodes 548 amino acids. Gene Ontology annotation, cellular component: microtubule; cytoplasm. Gene Ontology annotation, biological process: mitotic cell cycle; microtubule cytoskeleton organization. Gene Ontology annotation, molecular function: GTP binding; structural constituent of cytoskeleton. Lineage: Eukaryota; Metazoa; Chordata; Amphibia; Anura; Bufonidae. The transcript has 12 exons.